GAGUAUAAUCAAACCGUUAGCGGCUGUUCUAGAGGUACUAGCAAAUAUUCAGAACCGUCCUUGAAAAAAAAUAAUUCAGCAAAAAUGCGUACGUUCGGCGUUUGCUUAGUACUGGUGUUGUUCGUGGCGAUGCUGGUCGGCACCAGCGGUAAUCCCGUCGGCGAUAAUGUGCUCACUUUAGAGACAACGGAUCAACCGUUAACCUUGUCCGAUGUCAACGACAAGCAAGGACAUGAGAAUGAAGGCGAUCGCUUGGCACGGGACUACGGCCACCAUGAUGGGCAUCAUGAAAAGCAUCAUGAUGGGCAUCAUGAAAAGCAUGAUGAUUGGCAUGAUGAAAAGCAUCAUGAUGGGCAUCAUGAAAAGCAUCAUGAAAAGCAUCAAGAAAAGCAUCAUGAAAAGCAUCAUGAUAAGCAUCAUGAAAGGCAUUAUGAUUGGCAACAUGGUGGGCAUCAUGGUUAAAGUUACUUCAAAUUAAAAAAAAUAUAUGCAUAUCUUUAUUUUGAACGGUGAAAGUAAACAUUUGAUUUAACAAAUUAUUGAAAUAAAACUAAAAAAAAAUCUUGCAAGAAUAA
Molecule: messenger RNA, 575 nt
Organism: Bactrocera tryoni
Lineage: Eukaryota; Metazoa; Arthropoda; Insecta; Diptera; Tephritidae
Product: histidine-rich glycoprotein-like
Exons: 1
Coding region: 85-462 (125 amino acids)
Source: RefSeq, a predicted model, not a curated record